AUGAUUCAUGGCCAGGCUGCCGAGAGACCUGAUGCCAACAGGAUUUCAGAAUGUGUCGCACUCAAGCUUUUGAAGGAGUUCAAUGAAGCAAGAAACAGGCCCAGAGACAACAAGGGCAAAGUCUUUGCCAUUCCUCAGGCGAUUGUGAUGACAUACAGUCACAUUAAGCAGCUGCUUGAAGACUGCAGAGAGAUACUGGAGAAGACCAACUUGGUGCUAGUUACGGUCAACAACACUACAGUGUCGUCUUGGCUUCUUGACAGGAAAACAAGAACGGGUCGAGACACCUUGCUGCAAGGAGUGCAAUUCCAUCAGCAUGUUGGUUUGGCAAAUGAGCCGCUUCCAAAGCCUAAAGAGCUCCCAUCUGCACCUGUACAACAUGGACAUGUUGCCAUUGAAUUCCAGGAGCCUGAAAAUCGGGAGGGUGAGGCAGUUAUUCGUCAGCGUAAAUAUGCACGAACUGGAACUGCAAUGUCUUCUAUUACACACACAGAGCUAGGGCUAGGAGACACAUCGCCAUUAGGCACAGGCUAUUCUUCUGCAGCAGAAGCCCAGCAACUGCCAGGGUUGCAUACCUGGCCUGGAUAUUCUGACUGGUCUUCUCCGCUGUAUCCACCACAUCAUGGUUUGUCUUUCCAUCCACCACCGGCUCCACCAAUGCCUCACGGGUGGUCUUCCCUUCCACCAGGCCAACAGCCAUCAGCACCACCACCAUACUCUCAAGGAAGGUCUUCCUUUCCGUCAGACCAACAGCCAUCAGCACCACCACCGCACUUUCAGGGAUGGUCUUCCCUUCCACCAGGCCAACAGCCAUCAGCACCACCACCACCACACUCGCAGGGAUGGUCUUCCUUUCCGCCAGGCCAACAGCUAUCAGCUCCACCACCUCCUCGGAACCGACAACGUGCUUGGAGACUGCACAAGGCAGCACUUGCGGAUCAGGAAAGUAUGGCAAGAGGGGAGCCACCAAAGAAGCGUUACACUAAAGAACAUUACCAUUAUCAGUGUAAAGCAUGUGGGCACUCAAAGAGCAAACUUACUGGACAUUCCCAGGUUAAAGGAAAGUGGUAUUGUCCAGCAUCUGGUCAGACCAUUACAGAGUGGAAAGACUCUUUAACUCUUUAAGUUUUAUUUUGUCUUUAUUUUAAUAUAGAA
This is a messenger RNA of Paramisgurnus dabryanus, 1155 nucleotides long. RefSeq lists its product as uncharacterized. NCBI's taxonomy places the organism in Eukaryota, Metazoa, Chordata, Actinopteri, Cypriniformes, Cobitidae. The record is from RefSeq and is a predicted model, not a curated record.